AUGGCACAAUAUCAGGUUUACGAAAUGCCUUCUUCUCUCGAUGCACUCGAGGGGCACGAACUGCCUUCCUCCCGAACAUCGAGUGAAACCUAUCUGGACAGCCCACCUGCUUAUGAGGCCGUUGCUGGACAACUUGCUCAGGAAGCUGCUGAGGUUCGAGAUGAUGGACGUAUCACAGUCGACUUGAACUCCAGACUAGCAAGGACUUUGUCGAAGUUCAUGCCAAAAUGCCCCAUCUACUCUGCAGGAGAAGAUCGAAGAGGGGAGAAACCUGCUCAGGAACCCAAGCCAAUAUCGUGGAAUGUCAAACUUAACAUCGUGGUGCAGGUUGUCGGCAGCCGGGGAGAUGUGCAACCAUUCAUCGCUCUAGGAAAUGAGCUGCAGAAACAUGGACAUCGAGUCAGAUUAGCGACUCACAACACCUUCCGGAAUUUUGUCGAGAGCCACGGACUGGAAUUCUACCCUAUUGGCGGGGAUCCUGAGGAGCUUAUGGCAUACAUGGUUAAGAAUCCCGGAUUGAUUCCCAGCAUGAAGAGUUUACGACAGGGUGAUAUCCAGCAGAAACGCGCAAUGGUAGCACAAAUGUUGACUGGAUGUUGGGAAUCCUGCGUUGAACCUGAUCCAAUCUCUGGAAUCCCUUUCGUGGCCGAUGCAAUUAUCGCGAAUCCUCCAAGUUUCGGUCACGUCCAUUGCGCCCAAGCACUUGGCAUUCCGGUCCAUCUCAUGUUCACGAUGCCAUGGACGAAUACAAGAGCUUUCCCUCAUCCUUUGGCGAAUUUAAAGAAUGGUGGGAAAGACAGCAAGCUGGGAAACUACACUUCAUAUAGUGUCGUGGAAUGGUUGACUUGGCAGGGUCUAGGAGACGUCAUUAACAACUGGCGAGAGACCAUGGACCUGGAACCAGUCUCAUCAAUGGAUGGACCAAAUCUUGCGGCUCAGCUAAAAGUGCCAUUCACUUACUGUUGGUCACCUGCUUUAGUCCCGAAGCCUAUUGAUUGGGCUCCUCAUGUCGACGUUUGCGGCUUCUUCUUUCGAGAGGCACCCAAUUAUACCCCACCACCAGAGCUCGAUGCAUUUCUUCGUGCCGGAGAACGACCGGUGUACAUCGGCUUCGGCAGCAUCGUUAUUGACGACCCAAUCAAGAUGAGCAAUGUGAUCAUCGAAGCCGUACAUAAGUCCGGUGUUCGAGCGAUUAUCUCCAGAGGUUGGAGCAAACUUGACGGCCCCGCCAUGGACAAUAUAUAUUAUCUGGGAGAUUGUCCUCACGAAUGGCUUUUCCAGCACGUUGCGGCGGUGGUGCAUCACGGUGGAGCUGGAACGACUGCUUGUGGUCUGCUGAACGGAAGGCCAACAACCAUAGUACCUUUCUUUGGAGAUCAACCAUUCUGGGGCAACAUGGUGGCAGCACGAAGGGCAGGACCAAAACCAAUUCCUCACAAAACACUCAACUCACAGAACCUGUCAGAAGCGAUCUCCCUCUGCCUCACUCCAGAAGCAAACGCAGCAGCCAAGGACAUUGCCUCGAGUAUGCAACAAGAAUCUGGUGUACGAACAGCAGUCCAGUCCUUCCACGACAAUCUCCCAUUUGAGAAGCUGUCAUGUGACAUCCUGGUAGAUCAACCCGCAUCAUGGGCUUACAAGAAGAAAGGGAAAUCAUUGAAGCUCUCCAAGCUCGCUGUCGAGAUUUUAAGGACAAAUCAUAAAUUCGAUACAAAGAAGCUGGAGCUGUAUGAACCGCGGCCAAUUCACAUUACAACAAAAUACUACGACCCAGUUUCCGGCUCCACAGCUGCUUUCAUAGGCUGGAAUAUCGAUGUUGUGGAGGCUGCUGCUGGAAUGGUCACCAAACCGUAUAAGGAGUACAAGGUUGGUCGUACAACUACGAGCACCAAAUCCGUCACAUCGGAAACCUCCAGCUUGCGCACAAGAUCGUCGUCUUCGAGCACCGAAGUCGAAUCUUUGACCACCGUUUCUGGCAUAACAUCACCUACUAGCUCCAGAUUCUCUUCCUCGAGAAAGAGUGUGGAUGUUUCCAGCCCACCAGGUUUUGGGUGUACCGCUGCGCGCAUGGCCGGCGCGAGUGCCAAGAGCUUCGGGGAUUUGAACGUGAAGGGCUUCAAAGGCUUGCUGGUCGACAUUCCAUUGGCAACUGCUGAGGGACUUCGUAAUGUGCCUGCUCUGUAUGGGGACAAAAUCAGAGAUCACGGCACCGUUACAGAUUGGAAAAGUGGAGCGAUGGCAGGUGGAAAGGCGUUCAUGUAUGGGAUGGGGGAAGGACUUACAGAUAUCUUUGUUGAGCCGUAUAAAGGAGGAAAGAAAGAAGGCGUGGUUGGUGUUGCGAAAGGUGUGGGGAAGGGGACUGUCACCCUGCUGACGAAGACUGGCUAUGGAAUGCUGGGGUUGGUGGCGUAUCCAGGGCAGGGAAUUGCAAAGAGUAUUCGAACUGCGGUGAAAUCGAGGACUCGAAAGGUUAUCGCGAAUGUUAGACACGAGGAGGGGCAAUACUUGUUGAAGGGACCGAUUGGAAGGGAGAUCAAUCACGCUCAAGUCACUGCUGUGUUUGACCACUUCAUGGCAGCAGAAGGAGCAGCACCACGAACGUAA
This is a messenger RNA of Mollisia scopiformis, 2604 nucleotides long. RefSeq names its product sterol glucosyltransferase. Lineage: Eukaryota; Fungi; Ascomycota; Leotiomycetes; Helotiales; Mollisiaceae. The transcript is spliced from 6 exons. Gene Ontology annotation, molecular function: hexosyltransferase activity; UDP-glycosyltransferase activity. Bases 1 to 2604 code for a protein of 867 amino acids. The record is from RefSeq and is a predicted model, not a curated record. Gene Ontology annotation, biological process: carbohydrate metabolic process.